UCUGAACGGAUAUUCCAUGGUAGCUGAGAAGGGAUUUAUUUGCAAUUAUCCGUGCUGUUGUCUCAGCCGAUUUAAAGAGAUCAUCUAUAGCUGGGUAUUUAAUGAAUUCCCCUCCUUUGUGGCAGAAGACAGCCGGCGCUUCAUCUCCCAGGAAACAGGCAAUCUCUACAUCUCCAAAGUGCAGCUAUCUGACGUGGGCAGCUAUAUCUGCCUGGUGAAGAACACAGUGACCAACGCCAGAGUCCUUAGCCCUCCUACGCCGCUAACACUUCGAACUGAUGGUGUGAUGGGGGAAUAUGAGCCGAAAAUUGAAGUCCAUUUUCCAUAUACAGUUACAGCUGCUAAGGGAUCUACUGUUAAGAUGGAGUGCUUUGCACUUGGCAACCCAGUUCCAACAAUCUCAUGGAGGAAAGUUAAUGGCCCCAAUCCAAGCAAAGCUCGCCUACGGAAGUCCCAAGCAGUUCUUGAAAUCCCAAAUGUGCAGCUGGAAGAUGCAGGGACAUAUGAGUGCAAGGCCGAAAACUCCCGUGGAAGGAAUGUCUUCAGGGGACAGCUGCAAGUAUACACAUACCCACAUUGGGUGGAGAAGCUUAAUGAUACCCAGUUAGACAGCGGAGAUCAGCUUCGAUGGGAGUGCAAAGCGACUGGAAAGCCAAGACCCACUUAUCGCUGGCUCAAAAAUGGAACACCUCUCUGGCUAGAGAGCAGGAUUGAGAUGGUUAAUGGUGUACUGCUGAUCCACAGUGUCAAUCAAUCUGAUGCUGGAAUGUACCAGUGUGUAGCAGAAAACAAGCAUGGAGCCAUUUAUGCCAGUGCCGAGUUGAGGAUUUUAGCUUCCGCUCCAGCUUUCCUCCCAAGUCAACUGAAGAAAACAGUAAUCGUAACCAGGGGCCAGGAAGUUGUCAUCGAGUGCAAACCGCAAGCGUCUCCCAAACCAACCAUCUCUUGGAAUAAAGGAGACAAAGCAGUGAGAGAAAAUAAAAGGAUAACUGUUCUUCCAGAUGGGAGCCUGAGAAUCCUGAAUGCCUCCAAGUCUGAUGAGGGAAGAUAUGUGUGCCGAGGAGAAAACGUAUUUGGUUCUGCAGAAACAGAAGCUUCAGUCUUUGUUAAAGAGCCUACCAAGAUAGACCUGUCUCCUAAGAGGACCGAGCUAACGGUGGGAGAAAGCAUUGUCCUCAGCUGCAAAGCCAUUCAUGACCCCACCUUAGAUGUCAUGUUCCACUGGACUCUGAAUGGGCAGCCUAUCGAUUUUGAGAAAGAAGGAGGACACUUUGAAAGCAUCAGGGCGCAAGCAUCCUCUGCCGAUUUAAUGAUCAGGAACAUUCUUCUGAUGCAUGCUGGGAGAUAUGGCUGCAGGGUACAGACUACAGCAGACAGUAUAUCAGAUGAGGCAGAACUUCUUGUUAGGGGCCCACCAGGGUCUCCUGGGAUUGUGAUUGUUGAGGAGAUCACAGAAACCACAGCGACACUUUCAUGGACUCCUGGGGCAGACAACCACAGUCCCAUCACCUCCUACAAUCUUCAAGCCCGAAGUCCAUUUUCACUUGGCUGGCAAACUGUGAAAACAGUUCCAGAAAACAUCAGUGGUGACAUGGAGUCUGCCAUGGCUGUUGAAUUGAACCCGUGGGUGGAAUAUGAGUUUAGAGUUGUAGCAACUAACAAAAUUGGGACCGGAGAUCCAAGUGCACCAUCUAGAGUGAUCCGGACCAAGGAAGCAGUUCCAAAGACAGCUCCUGCUAAUGUAAGUGGCAGAAGUGGAAGGCGGCAUGAAUUAGUAAUAGCAUGGGAGCCAGUUUCCGAAGAGUUUCAGAAUGGAGAAGGCUUUGGUUACAUUGUGGCUUUCAGGCCCAACGGGACAAGAGGCUGGAAGGAAAAGAUGGUAACCUCUUCCGAUGCUUCCAAGUUUAUCUACAGAGAUGAGAGUGUGCCACCCCUGACUCCAUUCGAAGUGAAAGUUGGAGCUUACAACAACAAAGGAGAUGGGCCGUUCAGCCCUAUUGUAGUCAUCUGCUCUGCCGAGGGAGAACCCAGCGCAGCUCCUACUGAUGUCCAGGCUACAGGGUUGUCUGUUUCAGAGAUUCUUGUUGCAUGGAGACAUAGUAAGGAAAGUCUAGGAAGACCUCAGGGAUUUGAGGUUGGUUACUGGAAAGAUAUGGAACAAGAGGAAGCAGCUGAAAAGGCCAGGACGGAAGGAAAUGAAUCGUCCAUCAUUCUGACAGGGCUUGAAGGCAACACAUUAUACCACCUGAGAGUGAAGGCGUACAAUGCAGCAGGGUACGGGCCACCCAGCAGUGCAGUCCGUGCUGCCACCAAGAAAUCUCCUCCUAGUCAAGCACCAAGCAAUGUGAUGUGGAUACAGGAUGGUUCCCAUGUGUCCCUGGGAUGGGAACCUGUUAGACCUUUAGCAAAUGAAUCGGAUGUCAUGGGAUACAAGGUCCUGUUUAGGCAGGAAGGUCACAGCAACAGUCAAGUCAUUGAGACACAGAAAACGUCUGCAGUGGUGCUUCUCCCUGAUGUAGGUGUCUAUAUCAUAGAGGUCCGUGCUGUCAGCGAAGGAGGGGAUGGAACACCGAGCUCCCAAAUCAGGGUCCCAUCGUUUUCAGGUGGAAAAGUCACAAGUUCUCAGUCAAGCCUACGUGCUUUCUCCACUUCGUCAUCAACUGUGACGUUCCUUUUGGUACUGAUGGUUCCUUCAACCUCAUGGUGAAGACGGACUGUGGACCUUUUGUCAUUCAUCUGUUUGAUAGCUUUUGCCUGAUAACAUCAAUGGAUGGAGUUCGAAGUCCAUGGAGGACGCAGAAGGUGAUGAGCUAAUAGUCAAAGGCACGCAGAAAUACACAUGAUCCACCAGGAAGAUUGUUGUGGGUGGGAAAUAAUGCUAAAAUAAUUCAUCAGGUUUCUUCUCUUCAUUUUUUUUUAUUUGCCAAUGUCCUCCGUGAGGGAGGGGAUGUUUAUUGCCCAACAGAAAAUAUUCAGACUGUGUGAAAUGAACUUUUGUAAGCAAAUGAAAUUUCUCUGAUGAAUUUUAGUUUACUUUUCUAUUCUGUUUCUAUAUUAGAGGACGCCAGUCUUGUAUCAUUAGUAGUUUCAAUUGUGCUGUCUAGUAGAGUACAUCUAUUUUGUUUGAGUUGCUAUGGGUUUUUUUUUAAAAAAAGAAAAAAGUUUGAUAAAUACUUGGAGUCUAAUGAGUUUCUCUCUCAUCACCCCUUCCCUCUUUUCAUAAGUCUUUCUUUUUUUCCAAAUUGACAAGGCAUGAUGACACAAGUUACAUUAUGUGGCCCCUUUUUCUAAGUCAUUGUAGAUGUCACCUUUUGAAAAAAAAUGAACGAUGCCACGUCA
Messenger RNA from Rhineura floridana, 3339 nucleotides. It is a transcript of the gene CNTN5, whose product is annotated as contactin 5. Gene Ontology annotation, molecular function: cell-cell adhesion mediator activity. Lineage: Eukaryota; Metazoa; Chordata; Lepidosauria; Squamata; Rhineuridae. The record is from RefSeq and is a predicted model, not a curated record. Bases 17 to 2707 code for a protein of 896 amino acids. The transcript has 19 exons. Gene Ontology annotation, biological process: cell-cell adhesion; brain development.